CUGCCCGAGCCCGAGCCCCGGCCCGGGAGAUGGGACCCCCAGGGAAAGCAGCCCCUUCAUUAACAGUGUGGAAGUGGAGCGGGACACCUUCCUUGCAGGAAGGAACAUGGCGCAGGAGGGCUUCUGCGAAGGAAAGAACAUGGCGCUUUUUGAGGAGGAAAUGGACAGCAAUCCCAUGGUGUCGUCGCUGCUCAACAAGCUGGCCAACUACACCAACCUGAGCCAGGGCGUGGUGGAGCACGAGGAAGACGAGGACCGCCGGCGCAGGGAGAGCAAGGCCCCGCACAUGGGCACCUUCAUCGGCGUCUACCUGCCCUGCCUGCAGAACAUCCUGGGUGUCAUCCUCUUCCUGCGCCUGACCUGGAUCACCAUGCUGACUGCCAUCUCUAUGAGUGCUGUCGCCACCAAUGGUGUGGUCCCAGCGGGAGGCUCCUACUACAUGAUCUCCCGGUCGCUGGGGCCUGAGUUUGGAGGGGCCGUGGGGCUCUGUUUCUACCUGGGCACCACGUUUGCAGGGGCCAUGUACAUUCUGGGGACCAUUGAGAUAUUUCUGACCUACAUCUCCCCGAGUGCGGCCGUCUUCCGGGCGGAGGUGGCGGGCGGGGAGGCAGCCGCCAUGCUCCACAACAUGCGUGUCUACGGCUCGUGCACGCUGGCCCUCAUGGCCGCAGUGGUCUUCGUGGGCGUCAAGUAUGUCAACAAGCUGGCCCUGGUCUUCCUUGCCUGCGUGGUCCUCUCCAUCCUGGCCAUCUACGCCGGCGUCAUCAAGACGGCCUUUGACCCGCCCGACAUCCCGGUCUGCCUCCUUGGGAAUCGCACGCUGUCCUGGCUCAGCUUCGAUGUCUGCGCCAAGGAGCACCCCGGCCUCAAUGGCACGGCGACCACGGCCCUCUGGGGCCUCUUCUGCAAUGGCUCUGCUCCCAGCGCCACCUGUGACGAGUACUUCACCCAGAACAACCUGACCGUCAUCCAAGGCAUCCCCGGCGUAGCCAGCGGCGUUGUCCUGGAUAACCUGUGGAGCACGUACAUGGACAAGGGCUCGUUUGUGGAGAAGGAGGGGACUCCCUCAGUCCCUGCACCAGACGAGGCCAGGGCCAGCAGCCUGCCCUACGUGCUCACCGACAUCAUGACCCACUUCACCCUGCUGGUCGGCAUCUACUUCCCUUCCGUGACUGGCAUCAUGGCGGGCUCGAACCGCUCUGGGGACCUCAGGGAUGCCCAGAAGUCUAUCCCCACGGGCACCAUCCUGGCCAUUGCGACCACGUCCUUCAUAUACCUGUCCUGCGUUGUGCUGUUUGGGGCGUGCAUUGAAGGCGUGGUCCUGCGAGAUAAGUUUGGCGAGGCCCUGCAGGGCAAACUGGUCAUUGGCAUGCUGGCCUGGCCAUCCCCCUGGGUCAUUGUCAUCGGCUCCUUUUUCUCUACCUGCGGCGCCGGCCUGCAGAGCCUGACGGGGGCCCCGCGCCUGCUGCAGGCCAUCGCCCGGGACGGCAUCAUCCCCUUCCUGCAGGUGUUCGGCCACGGGAAGGCCAACGGCGAACCCACCUGGGCCCUGCUGCUGACGGCCCUCAUCUGCGAGAUUGGGAUCCUCAUUGCGUCCCUGGACAGUGUGGCGCCCAUCCUGUCCAUGUUCUUCCUCAUGUGCUACAUGUUCGUGAACCUGGCCUGUGCCGUGCAGACCCUGCUGCGCACCCCCAACUGGCGCCCACGCUUCAAGUACUACCACUGGCGUGUGGUGUUCUGUGGCCCGUGUGGUGUUCUGUGGCCUGUGUGGUGUUCCGUGACCUGUGUGGUGGUCUGUGCCCUGUCUGUGGUGGGAACUCACUGGUGUUCCCCUUGCAGGGCAGAGAAGGAGUGGGGUGAUGGCAUCCGGGGCCUGUCGUUGAAUGCCGCCCGCUACGCACUGCUCCGUGUGGAGCAUGGCCCCCCCCACACCAAGAACUGGAGGCCCCAGGUGCUGGUGAUGCUGAAUCUGGACGCAGAGCAGGCCGUGAAGCACCCACGGCUGCUCUCCUUCACAAGCCAGCUGAAGGCCGGCAAGGGCCUGACCAUCGUGGGCUCUGUGCUGGAGGGCACCUACCUGGACAAGCAUGCUGAGGCCCAGCGUGCUGAGGAGAACAUCCGGUCCCUGAUGGCCAUGGAGAAGACCAAGGGCUUCUGCCAGCUAGUGGUGUCCUCCAGCCUGCGGGAUGGCACAUCACACCUGAUCCAGUCGGCAGGGCUCGGUGGCAUGAAACACAAUACAGUGCUGAUGGCCUGGCCCGAGGCCUGGAGGCAAACGGACAACCCCUUGUCCUGGAAGAACUUUGUUGACACAGUCCGGGACACCACGGCGGCGCACCAGGCCCUGCUGGUGGCCAAGAACGUGGACCUGUUCCCGCAGAACCAGGAGCGCUUCAGCGACGGGAACAUUGACGUGUGGUGGGUCGUGCACGACGGGGGCAUGCUCAUGCUGCUGCCCUUCCUACUGCACCAGCACAAGGUGUGGAGGAAGUGCCGCAUGCGCAUCUUCACGGUGGCCCAGGUAGACGACAACAGCAUCCAGAUGAAGAAGGACCUGCAGAUGUUCCUCUAUCAGCUGCGCAUCAGCGCCGAGGUGGAGGUGGUCGAGAUGGUUGAAAACGACAUUUCUGCAUUCACCUACGAGAAGACGCUGAUGAUGGAGCAGAGGUCCCAGAUGCUGAAGCAGAUGCAGCUGUCCAAGAACGAACGAGAGCGAGAGGUGGUGGGGGGAGGGACACCCAUGUACAGUCUGUCUAAGAACACAAGGUCUCCCCUGGGGUGGCCCGAGAGACCUGCCAUCACAUCAGCCAGGGUGUCCAGGGGGGCCCAGGGGGGCUUCCUCAGGCUGGGGGAGGAGAGCCUGUGUGGGGGCCCGCCUGGGGUCACACAGGGCAGCGGGCGCCCAGUGGUGGUUCGAGAUGCCGCGGGCUUCCUAAGUAACGUGCUCUCUGUUCUUCUCUCCCCCCGCCUAGUGAAUGGGGAAACCUGUAAGUCACUUGCUUUUCCCGUGCCUGUCGCCUACCCGCUCCCGCACGCUUCCCGUGACCGCGUGUGCUGGUGUGUGCAUGUCUGUGUGCCCGGCGGAGCGCCCGCCACGGUGCUGCCGUGCCAGUGUGCCAUGCGUGUGAGCCUGGUGCUCAUCAUGUGUGCCAGUGUGAGGGUGGUGCCAGUUGAGCGUGGUGCCCGGGUGGCACGUGUCUCCUCCUGCAGGAACCAGUCCAAUGUCAGGAGGAUGCACACUGCUGUGAAGCUCAACGGCGUCGUCCUCAGCAAGUCCCAGGACGCCCAGCUGGUGCUGCUGAACAUGCCAGGGCCCCCCAAGAACCGGCAGGGUGACGAGAACUACAUGGAGUUCCUCGAGGUCCUGACUGAGGGCCUGAACCGCGUCCUCCUGGUCCGGGGCGGCGGCCGGGAGGUCAUCACCAUCUAUUCCUAACGCAGCACCGGGCGCGGGUGCGGAGGGACAGGCAGUGGCCCUGCGUCCCCGACGACCUCCAGGCGGCUCCCCCAAAGCAGUUCCUGAGCUCCGCCCUCCAUCCCUGGGGGGCUUCCAGACCCCCUGACCGCAGAGGACGGGCAGCGCCCCAGAACUGAACCCCUCUUGGCCGGGCCACGUGCUUCUGGCAGUGGUCACUUUUCCCCCAGCCAGAGUGCACGAGGAGGCCGGCCUGCGCCCCGUCUU
This is a messenger RNA of Trichechus manatus latirostris (Florida manatee), 3682 nucleotides long. It is a transcript of the gene SLC12A7, whose product is annotated as solute carrier family 12 member 7. NCBI's taxonomy places the organism in Eukaryota, Metazoa, Chordata, Mammalia, Sirenia, Trichechidae. Gene Ontology annotation, biological process: chloride ion homeostasis; chemical synaptic transmission; potassium ion homeostasis. The coding region runs from base 107 to 3436 and encodes 1109 amino acids. The transcript is spliced from 23 exons. The record is from RefSeq and is a predicted model, not a curated record. Gene Ontology annotation, molecular function: potassium:chloride symporter activity. Gene Ontology annotation, cellular component: plasma membrane.